Coprinopsis cinerea okayama7#130 is the source of this 1313-nucleotide messenger RNA. RefSeq lists its product as hypothetical. The transcript has 5 exons. Bases 44 to 1114 code for a protein of 356 amino acids. NCBI's taxonomy places the organism in Eukaryota, Fungi, Basidiomycota, Agaricomycetes, Agaricales, Psathyrellaceae. The record is from RefSeq and is a predicted model, not a curated record.
GCCUCUUGAACCAGCUUAAAGGAGUCACAAGGGAUAUUCACUAAUGUCUCAAGCAGGGAUCACACCUAUCUCCGAGCGUGAAACACGCGGCUCUCCCCCUACUAACUAUAUUCUCCCGGAAUACGUUCACUUCAAAAAUCCACAGGGACGAUACCUGAAAAGCACUGCGAACAAGAUCGGAUGGUACGGCCUCAAAUGGGACCCCACUGUUCCCGACAUCGACUGUCGUUUCAGGGUCCAACAUAUCCCUGAAGAACCGGGGAACUUCUACGUCCUGGGAAGGGCCGGCGAUAAAUAUCGCUUCUCAGUCUCCAUGUACAAGACUAGUGGAAGCACCAAGUACUACGACUGCGAUGUUUCCAGCAUCCCUGUCAAUGUAGUCCCUCCUUCCUAUGUCUGGCGUCUCGUGGCUGUCGGUGGAAACGACAUCUACCUCGUUUCCGACAAUACCUACGAUCGCCCUAUCAUCUUCAUGAGCAACUAUGACAACCAGCGCUACAGGCUUUGGGACCACAACAAUGACUCAUGGCUCGACGUCGUCCGCUCUACCACGUACGCCGGGGAUUCCAACAGGAUCACCGUCGAGCGUGCCGCCCUGCGAACCGAUAUUUACGACGUCAACUACAAUAUCGACGCCGGCAAGGUCAUUGAUCUCACGCCUACCAUCGCCGUCGAAAAGGUGUUGGAGAACAGGACCGGUGCCGAUGCCAGCCAGUCCGUCGCGUAUACCUAUACGAAGAGCGAGGAAGGCAACUGGAAUAACGUCCUUGGCAUCGAACUCGGACAAACGUUCACUUUCAAGGCUGGCAUCCCUUUCAUUGCCCAGGGAGAGGCCGAGAUCUCCAUCUCGGAAGCCUACGAGCGUCAAUGGGGUGGCUCGACGAUUGAGUCGAACGAAGUGCAGACCUCCACCACCGUCACCGUUCCUGCCCACACCACCGUCAGGCUCACCGUAUUGAUCUACAAGAGUCAACUCGAUAUUCCGUUCACUUACACGGAGAGGAUCACCAACUUUGAUGGAACUGUCACUGAGAUUAAGAACAAGGAGGGAAUGUACCACAAUGUCCAGUUCAUCAAGGACCAUGCGACCAGCGAAGUCAUCGGGCGUAUCUGAUCCAGAUUCUGCGUGGUGGCUGGGCGUUGAACGUUGAAUAUUGAAUACCAACCCGUCCCACCCCAACCUCUGACUCGGGGAUAGCGAUUCAUGACCAUGGUUUCGUAUCUCAGCCGUACAAAAUACAAAAUAGCGGACAAUAACCUGUACCAUCAUCGUCGUUCGUAGUCAAAUUGCUCUUGCCUUCCAACUAGCACCG